AUGAUUUCAUCGUUUAGAAAUAGUUUCUUUGAGAUGCUUUUUUAUUUUUUUAUCUCAUUGCAUUGCUGCUGGACUGCUCUGUCUUUGUGUGUUUGCCUUGGCCCAGAUUUUAUUAAACGAAGUAGCCCCUAGACCUCAUAACAGUGGCCAUCACACAAUUGAAUCUUGCUUUACGUCACAAUUCGAGCAGCAUUUGCGUGCUGUUGUUGGUCUUCCACUUGGUGAUCCAUCUAUGAAAACUCCAGCAGCUAUCAUGUACAAUAUACUAGGUGAAGAUGAGGGAGAACCAGGUUUCCUCCGGACUCAUCAACUUAUUGGAAGGGCUUUGGGAAUCCCAGGUGCUACAGUUCAUUGGUAUGAUAAGCCAGAAAUGCGAAAACAAAGAAAGAUGGGUCAUAUCACAAUUGUUGGCUCUUCUAUGGGCAUUUUGGAAUCUCAGCUUAAAUCAAUGCUGAGGGAAGAUAUUAUGGAUGAUCAGCCUGCAGUCACACCACGUGUUGGAAUUAUAAUGGGCUCUGAUUCAGAUCUUCCUGUUAUGAAAGAUGCUGCAAAAAUCUUGAAAGAGUUUGAUGUGCCUGCUGAGGUGAGAAUAGUUUCAGCACACCGGACCCCUGAAAUGAUGUUUUCUUAUGCUUUGUCUGCUCGGGAACGAGGCAUCCAGAUUAUUAUUGCUGGGGCUGGUGGUGCAGCCCACUUGCCAGGCAUGGUAGCGGCAUUGACCCCCAUACCUGUUAUUGGUGUUCCAGUACGUGCUUCUGUGUUGGAUGGACUUGACUCCCUCUUAUCAAUUGUACAGAUGCCAAGGGGUGUUCCAGUUGCAACAGUCGCAAUAAACAAUGCCACAAAUGCAGGUUUGUUGGCAGUAAGAAUGUUAGGGGUUGGGGACGCCGACUUACAAGCAAAAAUGGUCCAAUACCAAGAGGACAGAAGAGAUGAGGUCUUGGUAAAGGGGGAGAAGCUCCAAAGAGGUGGUUGGGAAGAUUACUUGAAUGCUUGAGUUCCAACUCUUGUCUAGUCGUUUCUUUUUUGUGAAGGGUACCUUGCUCAUCAAGGUAUUCAAUUUUGGAGAAAAUUUCGCCAAGGACUGGGAAAUUAUGAGCAAUAGAUUUCAUAGCGCAGUGCAUGAAGUGCAGAUGUCCAUCAGGAGGACUGAGUGCCUGUGUAACCAAUUCUCUCUAUUUAUAAUUGCUUCUUCGGCCAAAGUGGCUAACUUUUUUGUAGUCUUAGAAUUAUGCAUCUUGUCUGGCCAGGGCGUGGAAAGUGGUAUUCAAAUGCAUCUAUGUGUAAUCUGAUUGCAUUGAUUUUAGUUCACAAACCUCAAAUUUCCAGUGAAAUAUUUGUGGAAAUCACUUUGUCUGCAAUGGUGUUGAUGAAUGCUGAAAGUAACACCAUUGCAUUUUUAUAUGUUCAUGUUGUCAAUUAUAGGGUUCAUUGACAAUCGCUUGUCAUGGUGAUUGUGCAAAUAUAAUGCGUCAUUACCGUGACGUUGCAUUGUCUGUUUAUGAUAAAGUGGAAGUCAGGUUCGGCUCC
Molecule: messenger RNA, 1530 nt
Organism: Ilex paraguariensis (yerba mate)
Lineage: Eukaryota; Viridiplantae; Streptophyta; Magnoliopsida; Aquifoliales; Aquifoliaceae
Source: the annotation of a GenBank genome assembly